ACAGCAGGGAUGAGUCACUUCUGCAUCCCAUCCACGAGUCUGUUUGUUCUUGUUAUCAGGAUGAUGUUCCACUCCCUCCAGCUAAGCCACAUCCACCUCCGCCUUGCAGGUCCCAGUCAGUCAGAGCAGAGAGUGAAGCAGAGCCUUUCUUCUCCUCAGAGAACAGAAACCUUCUGAGCUCAAACAUCUCAGAGCCGUCGGUCAACAUGUGCACCGGAAAAUGCUCCCAGUGCAUCGCUGUGAGUCUGUACCCACUGGCGCUCAUUUCUAUCAUCUGUAACAUCGUGCUGUUCUUUCCUGCUGGAGACGUCCAGUACGCCAAAGAUGGACACAUCACAGAGGAGGUGAAAUACAUGGGGGGUCUCAUCGGAGGGGGAGUGAUGGUGCUGAUUCCUGCUCUUCACAUUCAUCUGAUGGGGAAACAGGGCUGCUGUGGGAACCGCUGUGGGAUGUUCCUCUCCAUUGCCUUCGCCGCUCUGGGUGUGGCUGGAGCUUUGUACAGCUUUGCUGUUGCUGUUCUCGGUCUGCAGAAUGGGCCCCUGUGUCAGGUCCUGCUUGUUUGGACGACACCUUUCAAAGACAGUGGCACGGGUUACCUGACGGACAAGUCAAAGUGGUCGAAGUGUACGGCGCCCAAAGACAUCCUCCCGUUUCACAUCGGGUUGUUCAGCACCCUGCUGGCAACCAGCAGCCUGCAGGCGAUCCUCUGUGCUGCUCAGAUGAUCAACGGGCUCUUCGGCUGCCUGUGUGGAACCUGCAUCAAGAAGGAUGUAAUAUGAAGGCACUGUGAGGACUGUCCAGGAAAACUGAAAACCGACUUCUGGGCAGUGUGUUUAUUUAUCUUGAUUUAUUACAUCGAAGUCCAAAAUUCUCAGAAAAUUCUGUACUUUGUUGCAAAAAAUACAUUAAACUGAUGGUAAAGAUUUAAAGGCACUGUGAGAACUGACUUAACAGACAAACUGACUAAAACAAUUCAAAAAUAAAAGACAGUUGGUAAGGACACAGAACUCAUAAAAAACACAGUGCUCUAGUUAACCCUAUUACCCACCUUAUAAAGUUACUGUU
Nothobranchius furzeri (turquoise killifish) is the source of this 1065-nucleotide messenger RNA. Its product is annotated as transmembrane 4 L6 family member 5. Gene Ontology annotation, cellular component: membrane. The record is from RefSeq and is a predicted model, not a curated record. Lineage: Eukaryota; Metazoa; Chordata; Actinopteri; Cyprinodontiformes; Nothobranchiidae.